Messenger RNA from Nannospalax galili (Upper Galilee mountains blind mole rat), 2811 nucleotides. RefSeq names its product FKBP prolyl isomerase 10 (gene Fkbp10). The coding region runs from base 83 to 1834 and encodes 583 amino acids. Gene Ontology annotation, molecular function: peptidyl-prolyl cis-trans isomerase activity; calcium ion binding. The transcript is spliced from 10 exons. The record is from RefSeq and is a predicted model, not a curated record. NCBI's taxonomy places the organism in Eukaryota, Metazoa, Chordata, Mammalia, Rodentia, Spalacidae.
GGGGAGUCUGCUCCGGGAGGAGGGGGAAGGAGGUUGGCUGCUGGCGUUCUCCCUCACCGCCAGCGUCCUCGCUCCGGGCACCAUGUUCGCUCCAGGGUCCCCCAGCCACACCCUCUGCCGGUUCCCCCUGCUGCCGUUGCUGCUGCUGUUCCUGCUGCAGGCCUUGGAGAGGGGGCUGGGCCGUUCCAGCCCGGCUGGAGCCCCCUUGGAAGAUGUGGUCAUUGAGAGGUACCACAUCCCCAGGGCCUGUCCCCGAGAAGUGCAGAUGGGGGACUUUGUGCGGUACCACUACAAUGGCACUUUUGAGGAUGGGAAAAGGUUCGAUUCGAGCUAUGACCGCAGCACCCUGGUGGCCAUCGUGGUGGGCGUGGGUCGCCUCAUCACUGGCAUGGAUCGUGGCCUCAUGGGCAUGUGUGUCAACGAGCGCCGCCGCCUCAUCGUGCCUCCCCAUCUGGGCUAUGGCAGCAUUGGUGUCGCGGGGCUCAUUCCCCCAGAUGCCACCCUCUAUUUUGAUGUGGUCCUGCUGGAUGUGUGGAACAAGGCAGACACAGUGCAGACGAGCAUCCUUCUGCGCCCACCUCACUGCCCCCGCAUGGUGCAGGACAGCGACUUUGUACGCUACCACUACAACGGCACCCUGCUGGAUGGCACUGCCUUUGACAGCAGCUACAGUAGGGGCGGCACUUAUGACACAUACGUGGGCUCUGGUUGGCUGAUCAAGGGCAUGGACCAGGGACUGCUGAGCAUGUGUCCUGGAGAGAAAAGGAAGAUCAUCAUUCCUCCCUUCUUGGCCUAUGGGGAGAAAGGCUAUGGGACUGUGAUCCCCCCUCAGGCCUCUUUGGUCUUCCAUGUCCUACUGAUUGAUGUCCACAACCCGAAGGACACAGUCCAGCUAGAGACGCUGGAGCUGCCUACGGACUGUGACCGGCGAGCGGUGGCUGGGGACUUCAUGCGUUACCACUACAAUGGGUCCUUGAUGGAUGGCACCCUCUUUGAUUCCAGCUACUCCCGCAACCACACCUACAAUACCUAUGUCGGGCAGGGUUACAUCAUCCCCGGGAUGGACCAGGGGCUGCAGGGUGCGUGCAUAGGGGAGCGCCGGAGGAUCACCGUGCCCCCGCACCUUGCCUAUGGGGAGAACGGAACUGGAGAUAAGAUCCCUGGCUCAGCCGUGCUCAUCUUCGACGUGCUUGUCAUCGACUUCCACAACCCUGAGGACCCUGUAGAAAUCAAGACGCUGUUCCGGCCACCUGAGACCUGCAAUGAGACCUCUAAGCUCGGAGACUUCAUUCGCUACCACUACAACUGCUCUCUGUUGGAUGGCACCAGGCUCUUUUCUUCCCACGACUAUGGGGCCCCCCAAGAGGCCACCCUGGGGGCCAACAAAGUGAUCGAAGGCUUGGACAGGGGCCUGCAGGGCAUGUGCGUGGGAGAGAGGCGGCAGCUCAUUGUACCCCCACACCUGGCCCACGGGGAGAGUGGAGCCCGAGGUGUCCCUGGAAGUGCUGUGCUGCGUUUUGAGGUGGAGCUGGUGUCCCGGGAGGAUGGCCUGCCCGAAGGCUACCUGUUUGUGUGGCACCAAAACCCUUCUGCCAAUCUGUUUGAAGACAUGGAUCUCAACAAAGAUGGAGAAGUGCCCCUGGAGGAGUUCUCCUCCUUCAUCAAGACUCAAGUGAAUGAGGGCAAAGGACGCCUCAUGCCUGGGCAGCACCCUGACAAAACCAUAAGAGACAUGUUCCAAAAUCAGGACCGAAACCAGGACGGCAAGAUCACAGCUGAGGAACUGAAGCUGAAGUCAGAUGAGGAUCAGGAGCGGGUCCAUGAGGAGCUCUGAGGCCAAGGGGCCCAGCCUAGCCUCAGACACAAAGGCCCUCUGCUGGGGGUCAGUGGUGAUAGGACUGGCCUGCCAGCCCCGCUCCCUCAUCCCUCAGUGGGGUAACUCUGGGAGCCACGGUCACAGGAGACUGUUGUGGUUUUCCCACCAGCUGUGUGGCUUCCAGUCCACAGCACUGACCUCUAUGCCAAUUUUCCUCUUCCAACCCCAGAUCUCUUCCUUAAAGUAUUUGGGGUAAAAAGCCAUUUUGGGGGCAGAGUACUGAAGGCUGCUUAGGACCAUUCCUGACUCCACACUUAGGCCUCCCAUCGGAUCCCUAGACUCUUAGCAAGCCUCAGCUUCUCUGUCCUUCAUUUCCCCAAAUGUGCCCUUUGUUUUUUUGUUUUGUUUUGGUCUUUUUGGAACAGGGUCUCCCUGUGGCUCCAGCUGAUGUGGAACUAUGUAGACCAGGCUGGCCUCAAACUCACAGAGGUCCUCCUGCCUCUGCCUCCCCAGUGCUGAGAUUAAAGGCGUGCCACCAUGCCUGGCUUGCGCCCUUUAUUUGUACUGUCCUAUCCCGUCUCCCCACCCCAUCCCUGUCUCCAUUCCCCAUCAUGGCAGCUCCAGGGGCAUGAAUCUGAGCAAGGGGACCCUGUCCUCCUGUCUCAGCUCUGCCUGGCUCCUCAGAAAGGGGCAGUUCCAGGAGCACAUACCCUGCUGGAUGUGUGCAACUGCAGCCAGGUGGUCCUCACCCUAGCCUGCCUUUCAGCCUCCCAGAUCAGGGCUGGGCUCUGUGUAGACUUUCAUCCUUAAAAAUGGCUCUUUCUCUUCAAGGAAAGGCUAUUUGUGAGGAAGCUUGCCAAGAUGGGUUUCAGAUCUGUGAAAACCAGCAUUUGGUGCUAAUGUGGGUGGGAGGGAGGUAGGCAGAGUUCUGGACAAAGACUAAACUGAUACCCAAUCCUUUCUCCUUUUGUGAAAGAUUAAACCUAAAGCCUCAA